CCGACGGAGUCCGGAGGCUGGGUCGGGGUUGAAGACAACGAGAACGGCCGAGGGUAACGGUAGGGUGAGAAAGAAUCAUUCGAAAGUGUGAAGCAUGGUAGGGAAAUAUAUUGUGUAUGAGUAAGAUGGUGCAUGUGAGAUUUCUUUUUGUGUGUGCGUGUGUGAAAUUAUGGAGGGAACCGGGUCCGUGCUCCACUCGUGGCGUAUCGUGGCCUCAAUUUGCGCCCCAACCUCCUCUUUGUCCGUCUGUCCAUCAUAUCUCAUCUCGCAAAGAGCUAGAUGUACAUCGCGUUGUUUUGCGGUCACCGAAUUGCAGAGUAACGUGUACACAUCCGCCCCCGUCUGCGUCGCCCCUAUCCCCCGCUGAUAAGCUUCUUACCUGUUUCAAAG
This is a messenger RNA of Trematosphaeria pertusa, 390 nucleotides long. RefSeq lists its product as uncharacterized. The coding region runs from base 170 to 367 and encodes 65 amino acids. The transcript has 2 exons. NCBI's taxonomy places the organism in Eukaryota, Fungi, Ascomycota, Dothideomycetes, Pleosporales, Trematosphaeriaceae. The record is from RefSeq and is a predicted model, not a curated record.